Dovyalis caffra is the source of this 624-nucleotide messenger RNA. NCBI's taxonomy places the organism in Eukaryota, Viridiplantae, Streptophyta, Magnoliopsida, Malpighiales, Salicaceae. The record is from the annotation of a GenBank genome assembly.
AUGGACAUAUCUAGAAGAGCAUUGCUUAAGGUUAUCGUUCUCGGCGAUAGCGGCCAGCAGUAUAAAGCUACAAUUGGUGCUGAUUUUGUCACCAAGGAACUACAGAUUGAUGAGAAACUGGUCACUUUGCAAAUAUGGGACACAGCUGGGCAGGAGAGGUUUCAGAGUUUAGGGGCAGCAUUUUACAGAGGGGCAGAUUGCUGUGUUCUUGUAUAUGAUGUAAACGUACGGAAAUCAUUUGAAACACUUAAUAAUUGGCAUGAAGAGUUUCUCAAACAGGCUGAUCCAGUUGAUCCUGAUGCAUUCCCUUUUAUAUUACUAGGAAACAAAAUCGAUGUAGAUGGUUUCAGAGAAAAAGCCAGAGAAUGGUGUGCAUCCAAGGGAGGUGUACCAUACUUUGAGACCUCAGCAAAAGAGGAUUACAGCGUUGAUGAAGCAUUUCUUUGCGUUGCAAAAACUGGACUAGAAGGUGAACAUGAACAGGAACAUGACAUUGAUGAUAAUUUGCAUCAUAAGCUCAAGCCAUUUUUUGCAGUUACUUCCAGGGUAUAUCGGAAACUGUUUCGGAAGGUGAGCAAAGAGGAGGCUGUGCAUGUUAGAGUUGGCUGCCAGAGGAUUAAAUGA